This is a messenger RNA of Macrosteles quadrilineatus (aster leafhopper), 800 nucleotides long. Its product is annotated as peptidoglycan-recognition protein 1-like. Gene Ontology annotation, molecular function: zinc ion binding; N-acetylmuramoyl-L-alanine amidase activity. Gene Ontology annotation, biological process: peptidoglycan catabolic process. NCBI's taxonomy places the organism in Eukaryota, Metazoa, Arthropoda, Insecta, Hemiptera, Cicadellidae. The coding region runs from base 262 to 750 and encodes 162 amino acids. The record is from RefSeq and is a predicted model, not a curated record. The transcript has 4 exons.
CGUGUAUGAUAGAAAGAUUGUUCCGGAAUGUCAUUAUCAAUUUAUUAAUCAUACAACUUAGAUUGCAAACUCAGUUGGCUUACUUUCACUGUCACUUAGUAUGUUAGCAUUUACCUAAAUAUACGUGUACCAAAGACACACCAACUAACGAAGAUAAAAUAAAUACAGCGUGAGACAAUGAAAGUAAAUUGGAAAAUUGGUAGUUACAAGAUGUAGAAAAGGUGACUUUACACCGCCCAAUUAAAGCUCUACUUUUUCGUCAUGGUAGGGCUAACUAGGAACUUAAACCCGAAGACUUCCCGAGAGGACCCUGAGCUGUUCAUGGUCUCAAGGAAGCAAUGGAACGCUCAUCCUCCUGGAGCCAAAGUGAAGGAGCUCAAACAUCCUGUCAGCAAAAUACUCUUCACUCAUACGGGAACCUCAGAGUGUCACACAUUUCAAGAAUGCAAGAGAACCUUGAAGAAGCUACAGUUUGAGCAUAUGGACACUUUGGGCCACAAUGACAUCACUCACAAUUUCAUGAUUGGGGGUGAUGGAUGGAUUUUCGAGGGCCGAGGCUGGGCUACCGAGCCGGACAUGGAUCCGAUGCACUGCACACCAGGGUCACAAAGCCUGCAAGUAGCUUAUAUUGGCGAUUUUGAAGAUCAAACUCCUCCCCCUCAAUUGAUGAAAGCCGGAAUGGAGAUCCUGAUGUACGCAACAAGAAAACAAUAUAUGUUUUACUUCUUCAGUGCUGUCCAUCUGAACUGAUCGUAACCAGCUAUUGUAUAUUUGUAAAUAUUAUAUUAUAGAUCUAAGAC